GGGCGUGGCACACUUAAAUUAUUGCAAAACCAUAACAAACCUCACCCUGUGAAGCUCAACUCAAAAUAUCCACUAUCAACUAAUUAAUUGAGGGGUUUUAAAACUAAUUUUUUAUUAAUUUUUAAUCAGGUCUCUUUAAACCUUCCAAUCAUGGGUGUCAUUUUUGGAAAAAGCAAAAAACUCGAGAGCAGAGUCACUGAACAAGACAAAGCAAUCCUCCAAUUGAAGCAGCAGAGAGACAAAAUAAAGCAGUACCAAAAGAAGAUUGAGCAGAAUCUGGAGAAGGACAGAGAGUUGGCCAAAAAGUUGCUGACCGCCGGCAGGAAAGACCGAGCAAAAUUGCUGCUGCGGAAAAAGCGGUUCCAAGAGCAGCUGUUGUCAAAGACCGAUGGGCAGAUGGAGAAUCUUGAGCGUCUGGUGCACGACCUGGAGUUUUCGCAGGUCGAAAUGCAGGUCUUGGACGGACUGAAAACCGGAAACGAGGCUCUGAAGAAGGUCCAGGAAGUUCUCAACAUCGACGCUGUUGAGCAAAUCCUUGACGAAACAAGAGAGGCCAUCGAGAAACAAAAGGAAAUCGACGAGCUCCUCAGUGGAGCCCUGACUGAGCAGGAUGAGGCUGACGUUGAAGCCGAAUUGGAAGAACUCAUAUCCGUGUCCGAGCCUGCCAAAACUCUGCCUGAAGUGCCAAUGGAAGAGCCCGAAGGAGAUGUUGCCUUACCUGAAGUUCCCACGGAAGAACCAACUCGUGCUGCUAAAGAGAAGAAGAGAGAAAAGGUCGCUUUGGAAGCUGCUUGAAUUUAUUGCAAGAGUUCAUUCCAAAUCUGAACAUCACUUUGAAAAAUGAAUCCAUACAAUUAUUGAUAUUGAAAUAUAAGGAAUGAGCAGGAAGUGUCUAAUUAUUUUGUGCAAGUGGCCUAGUCGUCUAUUCGUUUGCAACUCUAUGUCGAAAAUGUCUAAAUUGAAAUCUGUGUAAUUCGCUGCUCAUUUUCCUUUGAGUGAAAAUGUGAUAAAUUGAAUAACAAGUAAACUGCUAAUUUCAUAAUAUAAAAUUAUGGGGUUUUUAAUAAAAAACCAAAAUCAGA
Molecule: messenger RNA, 1082 nt
Organism: Neocloeon triangulifer
Lineage: Eukaryota; Metazoa; Arthropoda; Insecta; Ephemeroptera; Baetidae
Gene: Vps20
Product: charged multivesicular body protein 6
Exons: 5
Coding region: 151-795 (214 amino acids)
Biological process (GO): late endosome to vacuole transport via multivesicular body sorting pathway; vesicle budding from membrane
Cellular component (GO): multivesicular body; ESCRT III complex
Source: RefSeq, a predicted model, not a curated record